Oldenlandia corymbosa var. corymbosa is the source of this 763-nucleotide messenger RNA. The record is from the annotation of a GenBank genome assembly. NCBI's taxonomy places the organism in Eukaryota, Viridiplantae, Streptophyta, Magnoliopsida, Gentianales, Rubiaceae.
ACUUAAGCCCAAUUACUGUAUUAAAUAGAGACAUCAGCCCAACGAUGAUCUUUUUUUCCUAAAAGCAACAACAUAGGGCUUCGUCAUUGCAAAGAAACAGCCUCAGCCAUGGCGAAGAACCGGAACAAGAAGCGGAAAUCUGAAAAUGGCUCAGCCGCGAUGGACCUUACAUCGGAUUACACGGUUGUCAGUGCUCCUGAAGCCAUGGACACUUCGGAAGUAGCUGUAAGAAAAUCAGCUGUUGGUCUCCACGGAAAGAAGAAAGGAGUACAGAUGAAGAGAGCAAAGAAUGUCCGGAAGAUGAAAGCCGUGGCCAAAGCUUUAUCUAAAAUGGAGCAAGAAGAGGAGAAAAUGUCGAAGAUAGAAAACAAGAUGCUACGAAUCAAAUCUGCCAAAAAGCUAUAUGAUUGAGUUAUCUUGCUCUGCAAUCUUUCUGUAGGAAGUUUGUAGUUCAAUGCUAGGUUCAGUGUGUAAGAACAACUUCCGGUUAGGUUUAGUAUAUCCAUAUCAAAAGAGCUCUAGAUUGACUUCUUUUUUUGUCUCAUAUUUUGCGAAUGUACCACCAGUCAAACCUAGGAGAAGAGAAGUUGAUGAGAGACAAAUGAGUCGCAAUUUGUAAGACGCAUCAGUUUUUGAUAAGUGAUGAUGCAUGGAGUGUAACAUAACAACCCAAUUACAAGGCUAGUGCAUUUUAUCAAACUGGAAACCAAACUUAGCACAUUAUUACUCGGCUAAGAUGCAUAUUCUUUUUUUUUUUUUUUUG